AUGCCUAUGGGCCAUGAUGCACCAAUCGACGAUUUUUUUCUCUUUGAGGUGGUUAGCAGUAGUUCUACGCGCGGGGAAAACCAACUAACUUACACUCACCUUGAGGACAUCCUUGUAGCGCUCAAUACUGGUACUAUAAAUCUGCAAGCGGGUCGACAGCUUAUCGAAUUUUUACAUCAGGAUCCUGCACAAAAUGUCCAAUCGCUUAUAAACGACCGACAACUAGAACAAAUAACUGAUGAAAAGACUAUCGAACAACUUUGUCUACAGGCGAUUGAGCGUAACGAACAGGCAGUAAAACAAUACAAAAGCGGCAAAAAGAAAGCACUGUUUGCUAUUGUAGGCGAAGUGUCCAAGUUGUCCAAACAGAGGGCUAACAUGAAAGUUGUAGUCGCUUACCUGGAGAAAAUAUUAAAUUCGCAAUAAAAAUGAAACAAAGGAAAAAUACAAA
Messenger RNA from Rhagoletis pomonella (apple maggot), 451 nucleotides. RefSeq names its product glutamyl-tRNA(Gln) amidotransferase subunit B, mitochondrial-like. The coding region runs from base 1 to 426 and encodes 141 amino acids. Gene Ontology annotation, molecular function: glutaminyl-tRNA synthase (glutamine-hydrolyzing) activity. The record is from RefSeq and is a predicted model, not a curated record. Gene Ontology annotation, biological process: glutaminyl-tRNAGln biosynthesis via transamidation; mitochondrial translation. The transcript is spliced from 3 exons. Lineage: Eukaryota; Metazoa; Arthropoda; Insecta; Diptera; Tephritidae.